Aspergillus melleus is the source of this 1050-nucleotide messenger RNA. RefSeq lists its product as uncharacterized. The coding region runs from base 1 to 1050 and encodes 349 amino acids. Lineage: Eukaryota; Fungi; Ascomycota; Eurotiomycetes; Eurotiales; Aspergillaceae. The transcript is spliced from 4 exons. The record is from RefSeq and is a predicted model, not a curated record.
AUGGCUCCUUUGAAGCUUCUACUUGUCGGAGCAACCGGUUUCAUUGGAGGAAGCGUAUUGCAGGAGCUACUCGAAUCAUCGGAAGCACAGAACGCGAACCUCCAAAUCACCGUCGCUGUGCGCCAACCCAACCAAGCAGAAACUCUUUCUGGCAAAGGUGUGCGAGCAAUUCUGAUUGCCGGACUUGAUGACGCCGAUGGACUCGAGAAUGCAGCGCGCGACCACGAUAUUGUGAUAAAUGCCGGGACCGGUCAACAUACCGAGGCUCCGAAAGCCCUAAUUCGAGGUCUCGGGAGAAGAAAACAACAGACUGGACAGGAGGGCCAUUUUAUUCAUCUCUCAGGAACAACGAACAUCGCCGUCCCAAACAUCACGCCUUCACCGUACCAACUGAGGGAUUUCUCGGAUGAAGAUAACGACCUCUAUGAGUACGAAAAGUCCCGUGCUGCAAACGACCCAUACGGACAAAGAGUUGCAGAUGUCGUGGUGAUCGAGGAAGGCAUCCGAUUCAACGUGAGAACCUAUAUUGUCAUGCCACCCACAGUCUACGGGCACGGCACGGGAUGGUUCAAGAAACAAUCUCAUCAGGUCCCUACUCUGAUCAGAAGUGCAAUCAAAAGUGGUCGUGCUGAGUAUAUCGGUACUGGCGAGGUGCAGUUGGGCCACGUCCAUGUUACAGACCUUGCACGUCUGUUUGGUCUGCUAGCCACAAAGGUAGUUGCGGGCGAGACCGUUCCUUCAGGCCAACAGGGCUAUUAUUUCACAAACACCGGAUCUCAUACGUGGCUUGAUGUUGCAAACCUCAUUGGCAAAGCGGGCUUUGAUCUUGGAGUCCUGGAAUCACCACUUCCGAGGUCUAUAAGCCUGGAAGAAGGAGCAGUCAAGUUUGCGGAUGGAGAUGUUAAAUUUGCGGAAGCUUGCUUUGCAUCAAGUUCGAGCUCGCUGCCUCGCAGGGCCUUUGGCUUGGGUUGGAAGCCUCUCCAUACCGAAGAAGAUUUCAAGGCUUCGAUCAGAACGACGUUUGAAAAGAUACACAACGGAGGAGUGUAA